Psilocybe cubensis is the source of this 2505-nucleotide messenger RNA. RefSeq names its product putative ATP-dependent helicase. Gene Ontology annotation, molecular function: ATP binding; ATP-dependent chromatin remodeler activity. The transcript has 14 exons. Lineage: Eukaryota; Fungi; Basidiomycota; Agaricomycetes; Agaricales; Agrocybaceae. Gene Ontology annotation, cellular component: cytoplasm. Bases 1 to 2505 code for a protein of 834 amino acids. The record is from RefSeq and is a predicted model, not a curated record.
AUGCCCAUGGAACAUAUCACGAUACCAUCACCCCAGUCAACCACUGCGACUGCAAAGCCUCCUGCAAACCCUUUUGCAAAGAGACGUACGGUCAUUAUUUCAUCGGAUGAGGAAGAUGGAGUGGAUGGCCAAUUUAAGGACUCUGACGAUGAGGUCCAAGUUCUAGCCAGCAAUGUGGGUGGCGGGUAUAAGACUCCAGUUCGACAAAAUCACGGCCCACUUUUACAACGACUUGACGACAUGUUCAACCAGACAAAUCCCCCUUCGCAACCUACAGGUUCAGUUAGACCUCAAGCCACUCCAAUACAUGUCCCCAGCAAUAGAGAUCUCCCCCAACCUAACUUUAUAAGACGACCUAUCUUCCCGGGCCCUCCUCCACCAAAGAUGACUGACGGUGAAGAAAUCAAAAUCCCAGAUUUCCGCGACGACAAUCCUUAUAUGAUUCCUGCCGACGCUGAGAAGGCUCUUCGAGAACUCAUGAGCGGUGGCAUGAAUCAGGAACUCGAUGAUGACAUUGAGGUCGACAUGGAACAGGCAACGGUCCCCGGAUUCAAUGAAGGAUUUAAACUUUUACCCCAUCAAAUCAUUGGCCGAGCUUGGAUGCGGGAUCGAGAGGAUCCGGCUAAAAAGCGCACUGGAGGUAUUCUCGCAGAUGAUAUGGGGGAUAUUCAUGAAAACAGUCUGGGAAAGACCAUUCAAACUUUGACACGAAUUGUUGAAGGUCGAGCCAAAAAGUCUGAUAAAGCAGACUGGAGUGCUGCCAACUUGGUCGUUUGCCCCCUCGCCCUGGUUGGCCAGUGGGCAGAUGAAAUUGAGAGGAUGACCAGUUUCAAGGUUCUCAAGCAUCAGGGAACCACUCGCACAACAGAUCCUAAUGUUUUCAACAAAUAUCAUGUUGUUGUAACGACAUACGACACUGUCAAAUCCGAGUAUAUGUCUUACAACCCUCCCGCCAAAGACGAGUCUAAGUCUAGCUCCAAAUCAGCAUCCAAGAAAUCAACGCCAGAUAAUUCUGAAGACGAUUCUGACGAAGACUCCUUUGGAAGAACUAUAAAGAAGAAGGUGCCUGCUGGCAAAUCCAAAGCUCCGGUGAAGAAGUGUGCGCUCUUUGCAACUAAGUGGUGGAGGAUUAUCCUUGAUGAGGCUCAUAAUAUCAAAAAUGUCAAGACCAAAGGAGCAAUAGCUUGCUGUGAACUCAAGGGCAAAUAUCGUUGGUGUUUGACCGGAACUCCGAUGCAAGUUUUACCUUCUGGCCUUCCAAAUUUCGCUAAUGUUUGUUCUAGGCAAAACAAUGUUACAGAGCUUUACUCGUUGAUCAAAUUCCUUCGUAUUAAACCCUUAUCAAACUGGGACACCUUCAAUGAACAGAUUGCCAAGCCUGUCAAUAGUGGUCGCGGAGCAUCUCGAGCUAUGAAACGUCUGCAGGUCGUUCUGAAAUCGAUUAUGCUUCGUCGUCGAAAAGAUCAGACUAUGAAUGGAAGGGCGCUCAUUGAGCUCCCAAAGCGCAAUAUAGAGAUCAUCUCAUGCCCUUUCGACGAUGCCGAGCAGGAGUUUUAUGACUCACUUGAAUCAAAGAUGGAAAGUGUUAUUGAGAAUUUGAUGGCCAGCAGCAACAGUGGAGGAGGUAACACCUACAUCUCUGUUUUGCUGCUCUUGCUUCGGCUUCGACAAGCCUGUAAUCAUCCGAUGCUUGUGUCCAAAGAUUACAAGAACGACUCUCAAGCACUUGAACCCAAACCUGCUGAGAAAGGCAAAGAUGUGGCUGAUCCUGACGCGGACGAUGACCUUAUUGCAGCAUUCGGACAGCUGGGGGUGACUAAGAAGUGUCAGAUGUGCACCUCUGAACUUCGACCUGGAAAUAUCGGUGAAGGUGAAUGGAGUACACAUUGUCGGGAUUGUGUUCCUCUGGCAAUCAAAGCGAAACAAUCAGAGAAAGAUAGACCGUCGUCCGCCAAGAUCAGAAUGAUCCUGAAAUUACUCAAGGAGGUCGAUGAGCGUUCAAAUUGCGAAGAAAAGACUAUAAUCUUCUCGCAAUUCACAAGUAUGCUUGAUCUGAUUCAGCCCUUCUUGACCGAGAAAGGGAUUAAAUAUGUUCGCUAUGAUGGAUCUAUGAUCCCUAAGGACCGUGAAGCUGCUCUUGAGAAAAUCAAAACAAGUUCAACUACACGAGUUAUUUUGAUCUCUUUCAAAGCUGGCAGCACUGGUCUCAACCUGACUGCCUGCAAUAACGUUAUUCUAGUGGACUUGUGGUGGAACCCUGCUCUGGAGGAUCAAGCUUUUGAUCGUGCUCACCGGUUUGGGCAAAAACGCGAUGUUAAUAUAUUCAAAUUGAAGAUCGAUGGCACUGUGGAGGACAGGAUACUCCUUCUUCAAGAAAAGAAGAGAGCACUUGCGUCGGCGGCCUUGAGCGGUGACAAGAUCAAGAAUAUGCGUCUGGGUAUGGACGAUUUGCUUGCCCUGUUCCGACCUGGAGGCAAGGAUGAUGAAGAGGAAGAUUUUGAUUGA